CUCGCACCUUAAAGUCAUUUUCAAUCCCUUUCAUGGAGGCCUUCUGUCAUCAUGCACACUACCCAUUUCUUUCCCUUGUUUUCGAAGAAUUCUACCUUUCUAACAAAAGAAGAAAAAAAGAAAAAGGAAAAUCUCUGUCACUUCCCUUUAAGCUUAAGUUUUUUCAAUUAAGUUAGGUGGUUCCACAUCUUCAAAACUUUUCUCGUAGCCGCUAAUUACUCAAAAAGUUCUGUUAACCUGCUAUUGACACUAUCUCUUUUUCUCAGCUAAUCUAUAUUCCAUUUUUCUUUCGACAUUCUUCAUGCCCCUUCAAUGCUCACCAUUUCUUUUUGUUUCAGAACUGAAAAUAACUUCCUUCUAGUGUGGCCCUGGGAUAUGAAACCUGUGAACAGGGUGGGGACUAAACUCUCGCAGUGCUGACUGAUCAGGUUGUCAAUACUGUAGCACCUAACAUGAUGAGAACUUCAAAGAUUUCCCUGGGGAAUUCAGAUCAUCGUCUAUGGAUUCUUGCUUUUCCAAUGAGUCUAAUGCUAUUGAUAGCCGUCGCACGACCAUGGCUUCUCGACCACCACGAUGAGUUUUCUGCUCCAAUGGAAGAUAUUAGAGUUUCACCAACUGUUCCUGUUCCUUCGAAAGGGCAUGGCUUCCCUCCGAUUCUUGCUUACUGGAUUUGCGGUACUAGUGGAGACAGUAACAGAAUGCUGAGGCUGCUGAAAUCAAUCUAUCAUCCAAGAAACCAGUAUUUACUGCAACUAGAUGCAGAGUCAUCAGCUUCUGAAAGAGCAGAGUUGGUUGUUUCCAUACAAUCUGAGGCUUUGUUUCGAGCUUUCGGGAAUGUUAAUGUUGUUGGAAGAAGUUAUGCUAUCAACAAGUUGGGAUCAUCUGCUCUUUCUGCCACACUUCACGCUGCUGCUCUGCUUCUCAAGCUCAACAAAGAUUGGGAUUGGUUCAUCAAUUUAAGCCCUGCUGACUAUCCGCUUAUGAGACAAGAUGAUUUCCUCCAUGCCAUGACUUCCUUGCCAAAAGAUCUCAACUUUAUACAUUAUUCCAAGGAUACUGAAUGGAAACAGAAGUACAAGGUUAACCAAAUCGUUAUGGAUCCAAGCUUAUAUCUUCAAAAGAGCAGUGACCUUUUUUAUGCUGUAGAGACACGGCCAAACCCAGACGCUUUCAAGAUCUUUGGAGGCUCACCUUGGGUGAUUCUUACAAGGUCAUUGAUGGAGUACUGUGUCCAGGGAUGGGAGAACCUUCCAAGAAAACUACUAAUGUAUUUCAAUAAUAUGGUAUACCCAAUAGAGUUCUACUUCCACACAGUCAUAUGCAACUCUCCAGAGUUCCGAAACACGACAGUAAAUGCCAACUUAAUCAGGUACAAUAUUUUGGAGAACCAUAGUUCCAAUGGAGAACCAUCAGAGUCAUUUUAUGACAAGAUGCUAGCUAGUGGAGCAGCAUUUGCAAGACCCUUCAGAAGAGACGAUAGUGUGCUAAUUAACAAGGUCGAUGAAACUGUACUAAACCGCCAACCAAAUGUUGUGGUGCCUGGGAACUGGUGCACAGGUGGAUCGACGAAUAGCAACUACACGGAGGCUGCAGAGAGUUCAAAUUUAUGCUCAACCUGGGGCAACCUUGAUGCUGUCAAGCCAGGGAGUUGUGGUAUCAAGCUCGCAUCCUUGUUUUCUAUGUUGCAAAUCCAUGGGGGAUUGAGAACUGGCAAUCACUGCCUUCAAUAGUUUUUCUUUAUAUGUACAUUAACUUGAGAAAUUUUUUACGAAAAUCUAAGUGAGCGGAUGUUUUCUCUAUGUAUUGA
Ricinus communis (castor bean) is the source of this 1807-nucleotide messenger RNA. RefSeq names its product beta-glucuronosyltransferase GlcAT14A. The record is from RefSeq and is a predicted model, not a curated record. The transcript has 4 exons. The coding region runs from base 453 to 1730 and encodes 425 amino acids. Gene Ontology annotation, cellular component: membrane. NCBI's taxonomy places the organism in Eukaryota, Viridiplantae, Streptophyta, Magnoliopsida, Malpighiales, Euphorbiaceae. Gene Ontology annotation, molecular function: glucuronosyltransferase activity.